CCAACAGAUGCAUUGCCAAAUGCCAAGGUCGUUGCACUUCCCAUAAAUUAUGUAUCGUAUUAUACACUGCGCACUCGCACACCCGAUAAGGGGGGCGGGGCAGCCUGACUUUUGUUUCGUGGGCCAGUAGCAUAGAACAUCAUGAAAAAGGCAGGUCCUCCUAGGCAGGGCGGACGUGGGGGGAAAAAGACAACUACUGCAACUGCAGCUAAAAAGGGAGCAGGAUCUCAUACGCAGAAAGGCAAGGUGCUUCCAGCUGUGGUGAAAAAAAGAAGUUCAGAAACUACCAGUCUGGACAAAGAAAGAUGAAAUGGCGCGGAAAAUCCAAACAUACUUUAGAGGCUACCGCUGCCGACAACUAUUACGUAGCAUGCAGCAAAAGAAAGCUGACUAUGAUGCAGUGAUGGACAAACUGCAGAGAGAAGCCUAUGUACAAAUGGUUCGGAUGGAACAGCAGCGUGCCGAAGCUGAGAGAAAACGUGAAGAGGAGGAGAGAAAAAAGCAGAAAGAACAAGCCAGGAGAAGGGCGCGCAUUUUGGAAGCUGCUUUUGAUGGCAAUAUGGUGGAAAUACACGCUAUAUUAGAAGAGGUACAGCAACUGUGCAAAGAUCAAGGUGAGGAUGUGGCUGUAAGAAACAAGCACAUGCUCGUGGAGUGCAGUGAUGCCAAUGGCAACACCCCACUGUCUGAGGCUGCGGCUGGAGGGGACCCUGACACCAUCAAUUUCCUUCUCUCGCUGGAGGCAAACCCAAACAAGAAAGGACAGUAUGGUCGCACACCGCUUUAUCGAGCUGCUUUUGCCGGCCAUGCUGAAGCAGUAAAGAUUCUUCUCAAGAGUGGAGCAGACCCAAGAAUCACAGCUGAUGACGGGGAGAGACCUGAUCAGGUGUCUUCUAAUCCUGAAGUUGAGGAUAUAUUUAAAGAAUGGAAACCAGAAGACACUGAUCAUUUGCUGAAGAGGUUGGAUGGUGCUGAUAAGAAGAGAAAGGAGGCACAGAACAAGCUGUUUGAAACGAUUGAAAGCAAGCUAAGGAAGCUGGCUGAUGAUGCUGAAAAGGAAUAUUCUGCCAAACAAAGAGAGUUACGCAAGGCCCACGAAGAGUUAAACAAGAGGAUCUUUGAACAUGACAGAAAUAUGGCAGCUGAAGCUGUCAAGACAGACAUCACACUGGCUAUUGUACAUGAUGCUGAAGAACUAUUGGAGUCUGCAAGAAUAGCUGCAGAGCAAGCUAGAAAAAGGCUCAAUGAUGCAAGACUCCAGUUAAGGUUGAAGAGAAAGGAAUUUAAGAAUGGUAUGGUGUUAGUUUGUCAACCCUCUACCAUUUGACAUUCACUUUCUAAUUACUGUAUAUUAUAAAACUAUGCAGAUGGUGAAAAUUAUGAGGAAAGCAACGAUGACUUUUCUGAUGUCAGCAUUAACAUCCGAGAACUUGAUGAUGUACUAAUGAAAGAUGUUGGCAACAAAAUAGCAGGGAGUGGCAAGUGGCCACUGCUCAUUGAUGCUGGAAAACAGGCUGCAACCUUCUUACGUUAUCGAGACACAAACUAUAUUAACUGCUGCAAUCCUCGGCAGAUGGAGCCAGAAGCCAUCCGACUGUCUUUGCUCGGUGCCAUCAAGUAUGGGAAGUUUCUGGUCCUGGACGUUAUGGAUGUUGAAGGGUUAUGGGAGGGGGUAGAGCAGAGAAUGAACCUAGUGCAGAAAGAUCUUCUACAGAAUCUCAUGAACAUGUCCCUUAUUAAAGAGAACAAAUUUCAGGGUCUCUGCAAAGACUCAGAUGGAGAUGAAUACUCACCCAAAGCUUUACUGAGUGCUAGAGUGCAUGAAUUCAAGCUUGUAGUUCUGACUCAGCUGGAUUUCCUUCCGAAGGAUUUUACUGAGCAAUUCUAUGUCAUCAAGGUUCACGCUUCUCAGCCUGUGUAACACAUCAUGCACUCCUAUUUAACUUCUUGUUGUCUCAUAUUAUUUUGUUA
This is a messenger RNA of Geodia barretti, 1971 nucleotides long. Lineage: Eukaryota; Metazoa; Porifera; Demospongiae; Tetractinellida; Geodiidae. The record is from the annotation of a GenBank genome assembly.